GCUGAUGCUGGUGCUGGUGCUGGUGCCGAUGCUGGUGAAUGCAGGAUGGGAGGCCGCGCUUGGAGCAUCAGGUCAACCCGAGAAAAAAACGCAGGAGCCAGAGCCAGCGCGCCAUUACGUAAGCGAGGGCCGAUUGAUGGAUGAGCCAGGGCCGCUCGCUCGCCCACAACCGACUCUGGCCCACAACCAACCACCGCAUCAGCCAACCGCCGCAUCAGCCAACCUGCAGAUAUGGCCGACGACAGCACCAACGAGCCCGUGUCCGAGGCCGAAAGGGCCCGCCUGCGUCGAGAGGCCCGUCGCCAGAAGAUCCUCGCAGGCGGCUCGGCCCGGCUGUCGAAAAUCACCCAACAGUUUUCAGGAGUGCCCCCAGAGCCAGCCAGCGAGUCGUCCGAUCCGGUCGACGGCGCCCCUGCCAGCCACGAACCACUUGCCAGGCACCAGGAUAGCGCACCGCAAUCUGCAUCGUCUGAAGAGCCCUUGCUCCGGAUGCUGGCACCGAUGCCUGCCGAGCGACAGCAGCAGUCCUCCGACACGGCAGCAGCGCAAGCGCGCCUGAGCCGACAGAUGCAGCAGCAGACCGAGGAUAUGCUGCGGGAUAUGCAAGCCCAUCUUCCCCCCGAGCUCUUCAACCUUCUCCAGCCGGGACUCGGAGGGGGCGAAAUGCCCUCGUCGUUGCUGUCGGGCUUGUCGGGCCAGUCGCAACCCGGCGCUCCAGACUCGGCCGACCCCCAGGCGGAGCCGCCCCGUCUCGUCCAGCAGCGGGGCACCUGGACCAACUGGAUGCUCUCGGCGCUCCAGGUGCUGUCGCUGGUGCUGAUCACGCUCUGGACGCUCUAUUCGCUCCAGGGGCAGACUUUGGCUCGAUCUGGGGAUGGCGCGGACCAACUCAAGCAAAUCCUGUCGGAGAUGAACUCGAUCGGCACGAUUGGGUAUCAAGAAAGUGAACUGGAUCGUCGACUGCCUGUUUGGGCACUCCUGCUCAGCGUGGAGGUUGGGCUGCAAGCUAUUCGUGCAUUUGCUCUGCCGAGGGAGCCGCCGUCGCCAUUCAGCUUUGUCUCGCAGCUCAAGAUGUUCAACCCGCAGCUGGGCGCUGUCUUCGGGGCGAUUGUGCAGUACCACUCGAUCUUCAGAUCACUGGUAGACGACAUGGCAACCUUCCUGUUUCUGGUCGGCGUGGCCUUUGUUGUAUCGGAAUAUGCAGUCUGAUUACGUUCCGCGACUCAAAAAUGAGGAUGUCGUGCUUUGAGGUCCAUAGCUGUCUUUUCUUCUGGUGGCUCCUGAUACACACGUUGUGGAACGGGGGCACAUGCCUCCAGUCUAUUUGGUCUGGCACUGUGAGCGGCCCCUAUCGCCAGGGAGAUCAUGGACGAUUCCACCCAGAGCAAACGGGCUCGUUCUUGGUAUCGCAGCAUGGUGCGCGGAUGUUGAUCAGCAAGCCGAGGGGCUUGCCUGCCGGUCGUGGGACGCAACUGUCCGUGGAAUGCAAC
Polychytrium aggregatum is the source of this 1490-nucleotide messenger RNA. RefSeq lists its product as uncharacterized. The transcript is spliced from 3 exons. Gene Ontology annotation, biological process: retrograde vesicle-mediated transport, Golgi to endoplasmic reticulum. Bases 232 to 1209 code for a protein of 325 amino acids. NCBI's taxonomy places the organism in Eukaryota, Fungi, Chytridiomycota, Chytridiomycetes, Polychytriales. The record is from RefSeq and is a predicted model, not a curated record.